Molecule: messenger RNA, 5486 nt
Organism: Polyodon spathula (Mississippi paddlefish)
Lineage: Eukaryota; Metazoa; Chordata; Actinopteri; Acipenseriformes; Polyodontidae
Gene: ahi1
Product: Abelson helper integration site 1
Exons: 28
Coding region: 349-4188 (1279 amino acids)
Biological process (GO): motile cilium assembly
Cellular component (GO): ciliary basal body
Molecular function (GO): protein binding
Source: RefSeq, a predicted model, not a curated record
CAACCAGUGUUGUUGUUGUUUGGGAAACCAUCGUAACGGCUUGUCUCCGUUGAUAGACCUUUACUCAUUGAAAUUAACAUUUAACGUACUGUAGUUUUAAAUAAAUAAUUAUAUCGAAAACACUGGGACAUGACUCUACGCAGAUUUUGUCCAGAAGGUUAUGCAGGAAAGUCACCCAACGUCCCGGUUUAACUCUUUAAGAACUGGCCAAUGCACCUAGAUUGCUAAUGCAAUAACGGACAAUAACUGUGCAUACAAGACCAGUUAACCAGGCAUGUUCUUAGUUUGUUUGACACCAGAAGAAUGUAACACUUGUUGUACACUCAGCAUGAACUUUAAGACUUGAAAAUGCCAGCAGGGGAGAGUGAAGCAAAAGCAAGGACCAAGGCUCGAUUUGAAGAAGUAUUUAAGAGCUAUGCAGGUCCAUCUACUGAGAAAAAGAAAAGCACCCAGCCUCGGGAAAGUUUUGCACUUGAAACCUUGAAAAACAGCCUUGACUUGAAAAAAGAAAAUGGGGAUGACAAGACCAUCCUCAACAACACUUACAACCAAGAGGAGGGGAGCCCCCGGUUUACAAAGAACAAGUUAAGAGAGAAAACCUUAACGACAGAGAAGGUCAACAACAAUGCCCUGACUGAGGAGGAAAGACAACCAAAGACCAAGAAGAAGAAGAGAAGGGAUGUUAUUGAGGACAAAGGCCAUUAUGAAGAUCCACAAUAUAUCAUCAGCACUUCUGUUGAGAGAGAUGACACACAAACUACCAAGAUUUCAAAAUCUAAAACUAAUUUGGAGGCUUAUGAAACCAAACAGAAGCCUGAAAGAAGAAAGGCAAAAAAUGCCUCCAGAGUGCCACCAGAGUUAUCAAAGGAUGAUGAGGAGGAAGAUGAGCAACUCUUCCAAAAAUAUCAGCAACAAAUUGCUGAAGAGGAAGCUAAGCAAAUUAAAAAGAAACUAAGAAAGAAGAUUGCUGAAACAAUGUCACAUUCUACUGUGAACACAACAAAUCAUGUUUUAAAUAAUGAGUUGGAGAAGAAGAAAAAGAAAAAAAUGGUGCCAGUUACCACUGAAGGAGAAACAAGUGCAAUGUCCUUAUCUGAGCUGCAGGACAGCCAGACAGAGGAGAUCAACAGAAAGGAAAAGAAGAAACACAGGAUAACUACCUCUGAUGCAGAAACAGAGAGAGUAGAAGAGGGUGGGGAGCAGAUACUUGAAGAGGAGGAGGCACAGCAGAAAACAGAAGCAAAGAAAAAAAAGAAAAGGAAAAAAGAACAAGGAGUUAAUGAAGUGCUGAAUGACAAUGCCACAGCUGCUGAAGCUCAGCCUAGCAGGCAUUUGUUUGAUGACAACCUUGUGCUGGGGGUUUAUGUCCAUCGAACAGACAGACUAAAGACAGAUCUCAUGAUGUCGCAUCCUAUGGUGAAAGUCCAUGUGAUAGAUGAAAUGACUGGGCAGUAUGUGAGAAAGGAAAAAAGUGGUCGUCCGGUUUCUUCAUUUUAUGAGCAAGAGACAGUGGAUCAUAUUCUGCCUAUCAUGACACAGCCUUAUGAUUUCAAGAAAAAUAAGUCGACAGUCCCAGAAUGGGAUGAACAGAUUGUCUUCAAUGAGAGAUUUGGAUAUUUCGUGCAGGAAACUGAGGAAAGUCCAAAAGUAAUGCUAUUUUUUGAGGUUCUUGAUUUUAUGAGUAUGGAUGAAGCACGGGCCAACUUUGAGAUACAGAGACAUGAAAGUGGUUUUCGAAAAAUAGCUUGGGCAUUUUUAAAGAUUGUAGGGACUAACGAUGUCCUUAAUGUGGAAGGAAAACUCAGACUACAACUCUUUUGCCCACCUCCCAGAGGAAGGACGCAGCCCAACACUGUGGAGGUGUUUGAGUGGUGGAAGAAGUACCCAAGGAAUCGAUACUCAUCAACACUUUAUGUUACAGUCAAAGGCUUAAAAUUGCCAGAUCAUGUUGAUCCUUGUGUUCGCUCGAUGAUGGCUCUGCAGCAGGAGAUGGGUAGUACCUCAUACAGCGAACUUCAAAAUGAGGUCACAAGAAAGGGUGAUAACCUUCUUCAGGAGGAAAAGAGAAUUGAGUUUCUGAAGUGGAGCAGGCUGCCUGGGCAGGUUUGCCGUAUUCCAAACAAGCCUUUGCUAUCCUUUCGAGGGGGUCAGAUGGGCUGUUUCUGUGUUCGUUUCUCCAAUGAUGGAAAAAAAUUGGCAUGUGCUUGUGCUGACAAAGACGGUUAUCCUAUUGUAGUGUAUGAAAUUCCAUCAGGCAAAAUUCUAGGAACAUUUAAUGGUCACCUUAGUAUUGUAUAUGACCUUUGCUGGUCCAGAGAUGACAAGAACCUCCUUUCAGCAUCCUCGGAUGGGACUGUAAGAAUAUGGAAUGUUGAAACAUUUCAAGUCCUUGCUGAAAAGGUUCUCCCACACCCUGCAUUUAUCUACGCUGCACAGUAUCACCCCUUUGCACAGUAUUUGGCAGUGACAGGAGGCUAUGAUUGUGUGAUUCGCGUGUGGAACGUGAAAGUGAAAGAUGUUAAUGGACAGUUGCUUCAAGAAUUUGAUGGACACAAGAGCUUCAUUAACACAGUGUGUUUUGAUAAAGAAGGUCUGCGAAUGUUUUCAGGGGACAGCUCAGGUUUGAUCAUCAUGUGGAACACCUUUGUGAAUGAACGCUCACGGCGCUACCCAGCUCAGCAGUGGUGUAUUGAAAAGGAGAUACAGGAGACUGACUUAAAAGGAGUUCCUGUGAAUCACUUGGAGGUGCAUCCAAAUGGUCGUCGUUUGCUAAUCCACGCCAAGGACAGUAUUCUUAGAGUAAUGGACCUGAGAAUAUUGACUACGAAGAAAUACACAGGUGCUACUAACUACAGAGAGAAAAUCCACAGUACUUUUAGUCCAUGCGGAAGCUUCCUUUUUUCAGGAAGUGAAGAUGGGAUGGCCUAUGUUUGGAAUGCUAAUACAGGGGACCAAGUUGCUGUGUAUUCUGAGCUCGGUUAUCCAUCCCCUCUUCGUGACGUAGCCUUUCAUCCUCAUGAACACAUGGUAGCAUUUUGUGCCUUUGGACCAAACCAGCCUGUCCAUGUGUACUUGUAUGAUCAUAAAAUUGCACUGAUGGAAGCUGAAUCUAUGAAAGAACUAACUGGGUCUCGGGUUACAACAAUUCCAAAAGGGCCCAGGAUCCUAAGCAGCACUUCAGAUGCUCCCAUAUUGCAGGAUUCAACAAUGUCUUCUAUGGAUCGUUUUGCAAGUGCUGCAAGGAUUUCCUUGAAUCUGCAGCGAGUAAAACAGAAAUUAGAUUCUGUUUUGGUACCAAUGCAUAAAAACCAAUCAACGAUGGAGUACCUUUAUGAGCAACCAGGAAUAGUUCCUUCUAUUACAAAGAAUUUGACUCGGGAGGCCAGUGUCAUAAGUCCAGGGAGCAAUAAUUACCUGCGCACUGUCGGGUCAAAUCUCUCGCUUCCUGCUCCAUCAUUGCUUUCACCACACUCCAAACUAAGGCUCCCCAGCACACUGGGUGCUCAGCUGAUUCCACAGCAGUCCUCACACAACGGUGGAUUCAGCCCAGUAGGACAACGCUUUAGCCAAGCACCAUCACUCAGACUGCAGACGAGCCUUGCUAAUCCCUCAGCUUCGUUCCUUAGAGUUGAGGCAGACACCUUUAUACCAGUCCAACAAACAGUUGUGGCACUCUAUGACUACACAGCGAAUCGAUCUGAUGAGCUAACCAUACAUCGCGGUGAAAUUAUCCAAGUGUUGUACAAAGAUAAUGAUAACUGGUGGUUUGGUCGGCUGGCAAAUGGACAACAAGGCUAUUUCCCAGCUAAUUAUGUGGCUGAUGAAAGAGGGUUUGAAGAGGAGCUGUCUCCAAAUCCUGCUCCGUCUGACCAACAAGAGGCUGAAGAGAGAUCCCCAACCCCAACUAAGAUGUCAGCCGUCAUCAGCAAGUCAGGGAAAUUCAAAAUCAUCUCGGAGAAUGACACAGAUACAGAGUCCCCUGUAAUCCUCAGCCAGAAAAAGAAGAAGAAAAAAAAGGCAGUGGGAAGUGAAUCUGAAGCUCCUGUCCUAGCUCCUGAACCGUUACAGCCUACAGAUGUAGUGGCACAGUCUUCCACAGAAGUUGUGAAAAAGAAGAGACUUAAGGCACCUCUCAAACACUCUGAUGCAAGUGGGGAAACCAAUGUUGCCUUCGAACCUGAUUUUUAGCAAAAAAAGAAAUAGCCAUUACCCUCCAGUUUAAAUAACUUUUGGUUUUGCAAUUAGUAAUAUUUCGUUUGUAUAGCAGUAUCAGCGACAUACGCUACACACACCUGCGGUAUUUGAGCGGGAAUAAUUUCAUUGUUUCUGUACCACCUCAAACAUGGUAAAGUGUGCUAAUGGGUACCUGUAGGAACUGACUGAAUCUACUUGAGAAACUCCUUAGAAAAACACUAGUUUAUUCCUUUUGGAUACAUGUGGAAUUUAUUGUAAUUUGACUUAAUCACUUUUUUAUGUGGCUAUUGAGAUAUGUAAAUUGUUGCUUUCUGUUUUCUGUAGAGUGUUUAUUUUGCUGGAUAUGUGUUUAAUUCAGUGUAUGUUGUAUAUUUUUUACAAUGUCUUUUAUUUAAGAUUUAUUGAAGGACAUCUGGAUGAUCAUUUUGUACACUUGAGUGUUUUAUAAGUAUUCAUCAAGAAAUUACCCUGGCCUAAUACAUUAUGUUGUAUUAGAUGCCAGUUAACUACAUGCCACAUGCUUCUUUUUGGCAUCUUGCACAUAGAGAGUGCAGCUUGUAUAAGAAAGUGCAAAGAAAAAAAAUCUGACUUGUGGCAUCAUUUAAUUAUAGGAAUAAAUAAUUAGAGAGAGAAUAGGUAUUGUGGCCUUUGUUAAUAUCUUAUGAAAUAACUUGCUUAACUGGAACUAGUACAUAAGUGAGAACCCAGGUUCAUCAUGCUCAUCUGAACAUCUAAGAGCUUGCUCCAGUUUGGCAAGUAAGCCGAGACACCCAGGAGAGGGGCCUUUCUGUAUUGAGCACUAUAGCAAAAGUAGAGCAGGCUCUUUAAACAAUUCUGUUCAUUUGUACAGCACAUACUGUACAAACACGAACAACCUCUUAUCCAGGUAACAAAACAUGAGAAAAAUGCAUGUAUUUUAUUGUUACAUCCUAUAUGAUUACAAAUAAUAGUUGUGUAAUAUAAGGCCUGUGUUGAUCCUUUAAAAUGUAUUUUUCAAAAAUGGUAUAAUGGAAGUUUCUAACAAAAAAAAAAAUGACUUAAAAUUACAUUUAAAAAAUUGUUAGUGCACUGAUAAGUGUGUUGGUGUAUUUGUAUGUGCGUAUUACAGUAUUAAACCUAAAGGGAGAUGUUGAAGUGUUCUUUAAUCUAUUGAAGUAUAUAUAAAAUAUAUUUGUAAGAAAUAGGAAAUCGGAAAAAGGCUAAUCUAUCAAUGAAAGACAGUAAGAAACUUUAACCUAACAAGCUUGUGUUAAAGAAAAUAUAUGAUCACAGUUGAUUAAAAGGUAUAAAAU